This is a messenger RNA of Branchiostoma floridae (Florida lancelet), 2431 nucleotides long. Its product is annotated as dual oxidase maturation factor 1-like. Gene Ontology annotation, cellular component: endoplasmic reticulum membrane. The record is from RefSeq and is a predicted model, not a curated record. Lineage: Eukaryota; Metazoa; Chordata; Leptocardii; Amphioxiformes; Branchiostomatidae. Gene Ontology annotation, biological process: protein transport. The coding region runs from base 132 to 1418 and encodes 428 amino acids. The transcript has 11 exons.
AUCGGUGAGGUCAGACACGCCGAGACCACACCUUCUACUUUUGUUCUCAAGACACUUUGAAGGCUUCCUCGUCCGAGGGAGAGAGCCCAAAGACUUCUUCAGUCCAUUUCUUGAAGAUAAGGAGCACCAAGAUGGGUUUCUUCGACUUCAAUCGUGUGGACGGCGGUCCGACACUUUACGCAUCCAACAAGACAGCAGUGACGGUGGACGUCCUGGAGAUCGGCUUCAUCUUCGCCAUCUGCAUCCUGGCGUUCUCCUUCCUUGUCAUCCUGCCGGGUGUCCGAGGCAUGCAGCGACUCUACUUUGCUCUGAAAGUGUUCUUCAGCAUCUUUGUCCUGGCUGUCAUCAUGUUGGGUAAUUUCGGUAUGGAGUGGGAGGUGUCGGAAGUGGAGACUGGCGUGCAGUACAAGGCCUUCCACAACGAGGAAAUCCACGCGACGAUCGGCGUCAAGAUCGGACUGAGGGCCGCCAACAUCACGCUGAAAGGUGACGGCAAACACCUGAACAGUGAGAAGAUUGACUACAACGAGCGGUUCUGGUGGGGAGGGGAGCGGCAGUGGACACAGGGUCGCAACUUCUUCGGACCAUUCGCUGGACUCGUGAACCGAGAGUUCCGCGAGGCACAGUUCAAGGGCCUGCCGUACCCCAUCCUGUGGAUCGCAGAGUACUUCACACUGGACGGAGAGAACAUCCGCUGGGGACGCAGCUACCGUCUGUCGGGAUUCUACGCACACAUCAUGCUGUGGACCGCCUUCCCUCUAUGGAUCCUCACCAACAUCCUGUUCUGCAUGUUCAUCCGGUACGGAGCCUACUUCAUGAUGCUGACGGGCGGGGUCAUGUUGCUGGGCAACAUCCUCUUUGCCGGGCUGCGGUUCGGACCAGAACUGAAGAUCCCCAUCGGGACGACGAUCAUGACGUUUCACUACGGCUGGUGCUUCUGGCUGACAUUGGCUGUGGGUUUGAUCUGCGUGAUUCUGGGCGCCAUCAUCCUUUUCAUCGACCUGCGUCUCCCCGACCUGACGGGAACGUUCUUCGGCGUGGAGUCGGACCCUGACGAGUACUACACCGUGGAGGGCGAGCUAACCACGGGUACAGUCGAUAUAAGCGAAGCCAGCCCCGAUGACAGCCCCAAGGAAGUUUCCCGACUUGUGCCUUCCAAGAAUGGGCCACCUACGGAUGAUAACGCCAUCUAUGAGAACUAUGAAAACCCGUACCGCAGACGCAUCAGUACCAGGGGAGUGUCGCGCUUCCAGAAGUCCCGCAAGAAGCCGGUGGCCGCACCACGCCGUCGCACUGCCAGGUCCACUCCCUCCUCAGGCCUGCACCCAGACAGUGCCAUCAGGGAGGAACCUGAGGCCGAGGCGGAUCAGGGCGGAAACGUCGCCAUCCAGAUGGAGGACAUCCAAGCACAAGCCUAGUCUGAACUGCUGUCACCGUGGUGUUCUUGGAGGAGUCACGAAUAUGCAAAUCAUAAAUAUGCAAAUCAUCAAUAUGCAAAUGUUUUACACAUUAGUGCAGCAGGUGACCAAUUGUAAUUUCCAAGCAGAUCCUACGGUGGAAUAAGAGCUUAGCCAGUAGAAGAGUUUCAUUUCAUCUUAUGCCACCGUAGGAUCUGCUUGGAGAUUAACAAAAUUGUGAGGUGUUGUGGCACUGCUGACUAAAAUGAAUCAAAAGUGUUCCUUUUUUACCUACCUUUGGAGGAAUAUGUUAAGUGUAAUCCAUUUCAAAUCUUCAAGUCAAUGUUUUUUUUUCUCUUUUUUUAUUUGAAUGAAGGCUUAGCCAACAUAACUUUUUGUAAGCAAGGACUUUUAUAUCGUUGAAUGUCACAAAUUUUAUGUGUUUUUGAAAAUGAUAUGCGACAUUUUACCACAAUAGUAAUACAUAUUUGGUCGGUUAACGGAGUAGAUGAAUAAGAUUAGGACUGUAGUUGAUCUAGUUUUGUACAGUAACGUUUCUUCGUGCUCUUACGCAACUAUUUGCACAAGAAGACAAAAAGACUGGAUAGCUAUGUCUAUGGUAGGUUUUGUAUACGAGGCUAGCUGUAUAUGUUACCCAAGGUAUUUGUUUUCAUGUAAACAGUUGCUUUAUUAUGGGUGGUUUAUCUGCAGUGUGAUGGUGAAGCGUAGGUUUUGAUACAAAUUACAUGUAUUUUACAAGUACCACUUGUACAUAUUGUUUAAUUGUAAAGCUUUUAAAUGUAGUAGGGACAUUUUUGUUUUAUCAACAUGAACUUGCAUGUAAUUUUUGAAAGAUUGGCUAUUCUUUCUGCAAUUGUUUUCAAUAUUUUUAUUUCUUAUAAGCUUUCUUGUUGUUUGUUGCAUCCUCCAGAGAUUCCUUAUACAAUGUAUGUAUGCAAAGGUUGCCUUGUACUUACUAGCAUAUACCAAGCAUUUCUAUGGUAUUCAACUUUGAAAUAUGAAGAAGACAAUCA